AUGGAUAUUUUUAACGACGUGCUGAACAGUGCCAGGUAUAACCCAAAGGUCAGCCCGCGGUGGAACCAAACAAAUACGAUGUGCGUUGAUGUGACAUUUGAGCUGGUGUCUAUCGUUGAGUUGGAUGAUGUCCAGCAGAGUUUUACAUGUAAUGGCUUUCUGGGAUUUGAUUGGGUAGAUGAGAUUGUAGCUAUGACACUCACGACAAAAGAAAUGUCGUUUACGGCCUCUAUUGACAAGGCUGGCGUCUUAUUUUUUACGACCAACGGCGAGUGGGAUUACCUGGGCUCAAACGUUACAGCUUCCUAUAUAGACACGGUGUUUUGGAACUUGUCCUCUGUUGAUAUAACGUUUUUCGUGAAGAGGAGACCCACCUUUCUCCUCAUCAACAUUAUCCUCCCUGUCGUGUUUCUCUCUUUCCUCAAUCUGCUCGUCUUCGUCAUUCCAGUGGAGUCUGGGGACAAAGUCAACUAUGGUAUCACAGUACUUCUGGCACUGUCUGUCUACAUGAGCAUGGUCAGCUCUCUACUGACCAGCUCCUCACUGACCACACCAAAGCUGACCCUCUACCUCUUCAUCCUCCUCAUCAUCUCCAUGCUCACCGUUAUCGACAGCAUCGUCAUUGUCGUACUAGACAAUUUAGAGGAGAAAGAGGGCGUUCAUCUCAAGGCUCAAGAAAAUUUUCAAUCAGCUGUCAGCAAAGUCAAAAUCUUACACAGGGCUGUUACUCCAGUUUCAAAUAUGACAAUGGAUAAAAUCCAUGUCCUACCACAAGGAAAGCAAUCUCUUGUGAACGUCUCGGAAGUGACGUCAUUCAAUGAUGAUGUAACGUCGUCUCAUUCCCCCACGAAGAAAUCAGCUGAUGAAGAAAAAUAUCAUGCGACACCACGCAGAAACAAGUACAAGGUAAUAGGCAAACACAUAGACGCCAUCUCGUUCGUUGUGUUCUUUUUCAUCUGGAUCUCUGUGACUCUGGGCUUCUUGUUUGACAUCGCUUUCUAG
Messenger RNA from Physella acuta, 1002 nucleotides. Its product is annotated as acetylcholine receptor subunit alpha-like. Gene Ontology annotation, biological process: monoatomic ion transmembrane transport. Lineage: Eukaryota; Metazoa; Mollusca; Gastropoda; Physidae. Gene Ontology annotation, molecular function: transmembrane signaling receptor activity; extracellular ligand-gated monoatomic ion channel activity. Gene Ontology annotation, cellular component: membrane. The record is from RefSeq and is a predicted model, not a curated record.